Paramormyrops kingsleyae is the source of this 1263-nucleotide messenger RNA. Lineage: Eukaryota; Metazoa; Chordata; Actinopteri; Osteoglossiformes; Mormyridae. The record is from RefSeq and is a predicted model, not a curated record.
ACGGGGGCUGCAGCGAUGAACGCGCAGGACACGGAGCGCAUCGGUGCCUCACAGCGCAUUAUAUUAUGAAUAAAAAGCGAGCAGAGCAUGUAAAAAAAAAGCUCAUUCACUUCGUUAAAUGAGCACCACACGCACAGAAGGCUUGAUCAGAGUGGAUGCAAAGUUAUUAACAGCUUUUUGGAAAAAGAGAGCAGCCGCCAAAGAGGACGUGCGGCUACCGGUCAGCGUCUCCAGUGCUCUGCGUCAGGAGGACACGGCCGGCUCCUCACGCUCUGCCUCUGCAUGACUGUCACAAAGAUGUCAUGGCGUCCAACGUAUCGAAGCUCCAAGUUUCGAAAUGUGUACGGCAAGGUCGGCAACCGGGAGCACUGUUUUGACGGCAUUCCCAUCACCAAGAAUGUCCAUGACAACCACUUCUGUGCCGUCAACGCCAAGUUCCUCGCCAUCGUCACAGAGAGCGCGGGAGGGGGAUCCUUCCUGGUCAUCCCCGUCACCCAGUCGGGGCGGCUGGACCCCCACUACCCCAAGGUGUGCGGUCACCAAGGCAACGUGCUGGACAUCAAAUGGAACCCCUUCAUUGAAAACAUCGUCGCCUCCUGCUCCGAGGACUCCUCUGUGCGGAUCUGGGAGAUCCCGGAGGGGGGGCUGAAGCGGAACAUGACGGAGGCCGUGCUGGAGCUGUACGGACACAGCCGCAGGGUGGGGCUCAUCGAGUGGCACCCCACCACCAGCGGCAUCCUCUUCAGCGCCGGCUAUGACUAUAAGAUUCUGAUCUGGAACCUGGAGAUCGGCGAGCCCGUGAAGAUGAUCGACUGCCACACAGACGUCAUCCUCUGCAUGUCCUUCAACACAGAUGGCAGCCUAGUGGCCACCAGCUGCAAGGACAAGAAGCUGCGUGUGAUUGAGCCACGGUCUGGGCGGGUGCUGCAGGAGGCAAACUGCAAGAACCACAAGGUGAACAGAGUUGUGUUCCUGGGCAACGUGAAACGGCUCCUGACCACAGGCGUGUCCCGUUGGAACACGAGACAGGUGGCCCUGUGGGACCAGGAGGACCUGUCCAUGCCCAUCAUCGAGGAGGAGAUAGAUGGCCUUUCCGGACUUCUCUUUCCCUUCUAUGACCCUGACACACACAUGCUCUACCUGGCCGGCAAGGUUAGCCCCACCCAUCCCUCACUCAAAAAAAGCCUGACUUUCUAAUUAAAUGCUCAUUAAUUCUGAUUAAUCCCCUCUGGGCUCACAAAAAAAAAAUCUAAUUUCACAUAA